CGGAGAAGGGCGAUCUGGUGGGUGCAAUUUUUGAGCAGUUUUUCUGCGCCGCAACCGAGAAAAGACAAGAGGUGGGCUUGGGGGAUCGCUCCCUAUCUGAACAUCCAAGGCAAGCGGGAAGCGCUUUGCAAACCACCCGGGAGAACUUUGAGCUGGGGGGGGGGGGAGCGAAACAUCGUAGCUUCGGAUUCCUUGUCGCUCCUCUCUUUUUGCGAGACUCAUCUUCCAUAGCUGCCAAGUUUUCCCCUUUCUCGCGGGGAAGCCUAUUCAGCAUAAGGAAAAAUCCCUUUAAAAAAGGGAUAACUUGGCAGCUAUGAUCUUCUCUUGCAUGAUGGCCCCAGGGCAGGUCCACAUGGCGGCUCCUAUUUGCCUAAUUGAGAACAAUCCAGACGGGAAGCUUGUGGUGAACCAGGAGGCUGCAGAGGUGCUUGCCGGGAUCCGCCAGCCGGUGGUGGUGGUGGCCAUUGCGGGGUUGUACCGCACGGGCAAGUCCUACCUCAUGAACAGGCUUGCGGGCAAGAGAAAAGGUUUCUGUCUGGGUACCACAGUGCAGGCGCUCACCAAGGGCAUCUGGAUGUGGUGUCUCCCACAUCCCUACAGGUCAGACCUCUCACUGGUGUUACUGGAUACAGAAGGGUUGGGUGAUGUGCAGAAGGGAAACACACAGAACGACUCGUGGAUCUUUGCCCUGGCCAUUCUGCUCAGCAGCACCCUGGUGUACAACAGCAUGGGCACCAUUGACCAAAAUGCCCUGGAGAACCUGCACUAUGUCACUGAGCUGACAAAAAAGAUUAAAGCAAAAGCUUCCUCCGGGGAAGAUACAGAGGAGGAGAACUCUGCUGAAUUUGUCCGCUUCUUCCCAGACUUCAUCUGGGCAGUGCGGGAUUUCACACUACAGCUGGAGAUAGAUGGACAGCCCAUCACUGAGGACGGGUACCUGGAGAAUGCCUUGAGAUUGCGGAAAGGUGACACUGAGCAAAUCCAGAAGUUCAAUGUGCCCAAGUCAUGUAUCCGCAAAUUCUUUCCAUCACGGAAAUGUUUCACGUUUGACCGCCCAGCUAACAAGAAGAAUUUGCAUCAGCUAGAGCAUCUGGAAGAAGAUGAUUUGGAGGAGGAUUUCUUGGAACCGGUGGGUCGUUUCUGCCAACACAUCUGGGAGACAUCUCGACCCAAGACAGUCCCGGGAGGCCAAGUUGUGACAGGGAGAAUGCUUGAGAAGUUAUUGAAGAUCUACGUCGAUGCUAUCAACAGUGGGGAUGUGCCGUGCUUGGAGAACGCAGUGCUGGCCCUGUCUGAGAUUGAGAACGCAGCUGCUGUGCACGAGGCCGUUUCCUGUUACGAAGAGCUGGUGGGGAAGCAGUUGGCGUUGCCCACAGACACUGUAGAUGAGCUGCUGGCUGUGCAUGCCGAGUGCGAGAAGGCAGCCAAUGCUGUCUUCAUGGCCCGUGCCUUUGGCAUCAUGCACGUUAAAAAAUUCCAGGAGGAUCUUGAGCUUCAGCUGAAGCAGAAAAAGGAAGAAUUAUGCCAGAGAAACGAACAGGUGUCCUUUGACCGCUGCAACAAUGUGCUGGUGGAGCUUUACCGGAAGCUGGAAGCUGGAGUCCACAUGGGAAUUUAUUCUGCUCCCGGUGGCUACCAGCGUUAUCUGGAGAACUGGAACGAAAUGGUGGAGGAAUACCGUUCGGUACCCCGGAAAGGAAUUCAGGCAGACUGUGCUCUUGAAGAAUUCCAGAAAUCCAAGGAGACCGUGGCAAAAUCUCUCCUUCAAAUGGACUGUGCCUUGACUGCCCAAGAGAAGGAACUUGAAGCCCAGCGUGCUCAGGCCGAAGCAGUCCAGCUGCAGCAGAACCUGUUGGAGCAAAAGCAGGCGCAGUUGAAGCAAAUGAUGGAGGAUGAGAAGCGAAGCCACGAUGAACAGCUCCAGCUGUUGAGGGAGAAGAUGGAGAAAGAGAAGAAGAUGUUGGAAGAGGAAACAGAAAGGAUGAUACAGCAUAAACUCAAGGAACAUGAGUUGCUGCUGAAAGAAGGAUUUCAGAGGAAGGCAAGGGAGAUGGAGAGUGAAAUCCAACGUCUCAAGGAAGAAAAGAAAAGCUUUCCCUGGGAACAGGUGUUGUCUCUAGUGGGAGAUUUGAUCCCAGCUAUGUUAUCUUUGGCGCAUCUUGCAACAGUUUCUGGAGCUGGGAGCACACCAAAGAGAUCGAAUAAAUAGUUCCAGCAUGGGGGUGGGGUGGGAUUAAUGCAGGUCGCAAGGUUGCAUUUGAAUGUAUUGUUAGAUGCAUCUGCACUAGUGACGCCUUUUUCAUUUUUCCCCCUCAAAAAUUAUUUCCUGUAGCACAAAUGGAUGAACUUUUGCCUAUUAAUGACUAAAAUGAGGUAUAUUCCAUUGAAAUAUUUAAAAAGGUUACGCACAAACCAUUUUUAAUUUUUUUGUAUGCCGUUUUACCAUUUCAUAAAAUUGUAUUAACAAUUCUAUAUAUAUUUCAUAUCAAAUUGGGACACAACACCACAUUCCACAAUGGGGAGUGUUCUUAGCAACAUAGGGUAUACAAAUGUCACACCUGCGCAAGGUAAAAGCCCCUUUUGGGGACCUCAAAACUCAGCCAGCAGACCCUGCCGGACAUGCUCGGAAAAGAAGCUACAGGAGAGGUAGCAAAACAUCGUCCUCUAGCGGCGUCUAUACUGUUACUGCAGCUAAAAAAAGCUUCAUUGUGUGUUUGAUGACCCUAUAUAAUGUUGUAUAUAUGUGACUCUAAAGCUUGGGUUCAAUUUUAUAUCUGCUUGCAGUGACUUCAAAAAUGGUCAAAAGACGGAUAAAUAAAAUUUUUUAAAUCAUUUUGU
Messenger RNA from Zootoca vivipara (common lizard), 2838 nucleotides. Its product is annotated as guanylate-binding protein 2-like. Lineage: Eukaryota; Metazoa; Chordata; Lepidosauria; Squamata; Lacertidae. The record is from RefSeq and is a predicted model, not a curated record. Gene Ontology annotation, molecular function: GTPase activity; GTP binding.